Cladocopium goreaui is the source of this 1979-nucleotide messenger RNA. The record is from the annotation of a GenBank genome assembly. Lineage: Eukaryota; Dinophyceae; Suessiales; Symbiodiniaceae.
CUUGUUUGUGCAAUGGGUGAUGAGCCGAUACAAAAGGGAAUAAGCAGUUUUCAAGACUCUGACUUUGCUUCAACAGAAGCUGAGACGAGUCAGUCGAUUCCAAAGCUUAUGAGCAUGGACGUGCUGGCGCUGCAUCGUAAAGUGGAUACGAUUCUGGCACUGUUGGAGAAGUGGGAGCAGAAGAGCCUGAGUUUGCCGCUGGAGUGCCCAUUUUCAUCACCUCCAUCAGCUCCAUCAGAGGAUGUAGAUGCACCAGAUGCAGCACCCGGCCACGAGAUCCUUGUGCCAGCGAUGAAAAACAACUUGGCUCCACCUUCAACAACUCCUGCUGCAAUGGAGGUGGACGAUGGCUCGUCUGAUGGUGGCGAUCGGAAGAAGCAUAGAAGACUCAGCGCUCAACAAGUCUUGCAUCGACCCGGAAAGCGCAAAGAGGCGAAGACUUCGAAAGGCGAACCUGUUGGAGCUAGUGUUGACUUUGCCACCUGGACCGAGCAGGUUCGACAGAGAUGUAACUUUGACGCCGGCGCCAUCAGCCGGGGACUGGUGCGUCAAGGGUCGAAGGAUCUGACUGAGAGGUCGCAGGUGCCCAGCAUUCAGCAGAUGAACGGUGCCUUUCUUCAGGCUGUGACAAUGUCCAAAGCUGAGCGUCACGCGCACUUCAAUGAGGUCGAGGAGCACAUUGAUUUGGAGAUGGAGCGCUUGGGCCGAAGAUCCUCAGAGGAAGUGGAUGAGAGUAAGCCGAUCUUUCCAGGGUUGGUCCCUCAAGAUCCUUCUGAUCAAAUGAUCACAUCACCUUCGUCGCAGCAAAAUAAGGAGAAGGUAGUGACGCUGGUAAGUCUAUCGAACAAAUCUCAAGCUGCUAUUUUGGUGGGAAAGUCCCCUGAGACGCAAGUUGCCAUCGAAGCGGGCCAGCCAGAUCCUGGUUCGAAGUUCCUAUUAUCAUCUGUAGGUAGGCUGUUUUGGCUGAUUGGACCACUGUCCGUGUUUGCAAGCGGGGGCUGCAUCGCGGUGAAUGGGGUCAUCGCUGGGGCCGACUUCCGCUUGGGCCCAGCCAUAGCACAACUCAUUUACGGUCUUGCAGCACCCUCUGGGGUGAUCCUCCUCAGGAUGGCUCUUCAGAGUGAUGAUAUGAAUCUGGCCUUGGACAAGAUGCAACAUUUUGUUGCUGACUUCCUAGUGGAAUGGAAAAAGAUCUCUGGAACAGAGGGGCGCAUCUACGUUGUUGCCUGGGUUGUGAUGAUGUUGUGCUUUGCAACCAGCAGCGGUAUUGAUAUGUGGCACAACGGUGUUUCCGCUGAUGAUUCACUGAAGGCCAUCCAAUUCACGGUGAAUGGAGCAGCGGUGCUGAUUUUUGGCUUUGCCAGCUUCUUGGUGACCCUGGUUGCGUACGUGCAAUCUCAUAUCCUUCUGGGCUUAGAUAGAAGCCUGGACUGUUGGUGCUGCAGCAUCCUAAAUGAUUCAGACUUUGCUCUUGGGGUGGACAGCUGGAAUUGUUUGCAAGCCUUGUUGAAGUGCAUCGGGCGUGGAAUUGCGAGUAGCUUCCUUGCCUCGCAAGCCUGUGGAGCCAUUGGACUCAUCUACGUCCUGGCCAGUGCGGUCACCGCGAGUUUUCAGCUUGGCUUGAAGCCGGAAGUGCUGAUCCUGGAAGGGGUCAAUGCCCUUCCUCUGUUGGUCUUCUUCUUGUUGAACCUCAGAGUAUGUGCUCAUGGUGCGAACUUGACCGAGAAGUGCAGAGUCAUUCCUGCCUUUGUGAAUCAGAUCCCUACCGAGGACUCGCUGGACGAAGAACGUCAAUACCUCGUGCGAUACGUCACGGACAGCUCAGCAGGGUUUUUUGUAAAGGAAGUGAAGCUGACCCGUGAGAUGUUCUUAAAGAACUUCGUAGCCGCAGGUGGUUUGAUGACAGGCGCAGUGGGAGUCUUGUCUCGCAUCUACUGAGACAUGACAUCGGCCAUCACUGGAAGCCCGGUAAGCUGCUG